This is a messenger RNA of Sparassis crispa, 3891 nucleotides long. RefSeq lists its product as hypothetical. Bases 1 to 3891 code for a protein of 1296 amino acids. The record is from RefSeq and is a predicted model, not a curated record. Lineage: Eukaryota; Fungi; Basidiomycota; Agaricomycetes; Polyporales; Sparassidaceae. The transcript is spliced from 7 exons.
AUGGCCGACUCUAUCCAUUCGGCGUGGAUUUCAGACUACCUCAUUCAAAUGGCGGAGGCGUAUGGUGGCGAUCUAGGUGCGAUUCCUCCGCGCGAGAAACCAGGCAGAGCACAGCUGUUUUUGACGUACUUGCGGCCUGAAGAUGAGGGCUCGUGCAUCUGGGCGCUGCUGUCCGACAAGGCCCACAUCAUACACGUACGCUUAACCAGCGAAGCUAUCAAGCAACACAAACUCAACCCAACAUUCCACGGCAAAUCGCUCACACAAUACAAGACCGCACUAGUGCUCAUCAAGAACUUCCGCCCCUGCUUCGCUCGCGUUCCUCUCGGGGGUGGUGACGGGCGCGGCAUGUCCCCCUCGGAGCAGUUGUUCCUCGAAAUCGCUCACUUCCAAGUCAAGGGCUCCUUCGACGAGGACGUUUGGGGGUCUCCCAAUGACAUCGCCGCAAACGCGAAGGUCAGCGAGUGGAUGGAGGGCCUGAGGAGCGGCGGCGGCGGCGGGCUGGAGCUGCAAGCUCUGCAGGCUCGCCAGCAGGUGUCCGAGGUCUUCGCCGAGAAGCAGCCAGUUGGGCAGCAGACGCUGCCUCGAAGGCCCGCGCAGAUAGCUGGCGCCAGGAAGACGGUUAAACGUGCUCCUCAAGCUGUCCCCGCCACACGACCUGCUCCUGCCUCGGCCGAAGUGAGAGUCGAUCCAAAGAAGGUGUAUGAGAAAAGCUGGCGCUAUGUAACUUCGAGUUCGGCAAGACGGAAACGUGCGCUACCCCCUGCAGAUCUUCUGGCGGUGAUUCACAAGGUCACGCUUGUGAGCAAUGGCGAGGUUGAAGCCGUUCGCGACCCGCAUACUGACGCGAAGGCUGUCACCAGCAUGGCAGAAUCCUCCACUCCACCAAAACCUCCUCGGCCAAGGCGAAACCCACUCGAUAUUUCAUCGAGCCCUCCUGGAUCCCCCAAAGCGCAGAGCCCUGAACCGCUGCCAGCAACACCGUCUCACUGGUCCGAAUCCUCACCCGGAAGUCCACAACCAGAUCUUCCGGACGCAGAGACGUCGGACAGCGAAGACGAGGCAAAUCAAUUCACGGACCACAAUGGCUCACCCAGAGCCCGCAAUCUGAUGGCAUCAACGGAGAAGACGCUGGUCGGCGACGACGAUGACGCGCAGAGCGAUUUGAAGAAAGCCAAAGUGCCCUACGCGCCCCUCCCAAACACCCUCUCCUCCUACCUCUCCGCGCCGACGCCUGCACAGCGGCCGAUGCCCCUCUCUUCGUCCCCCCUGCCGAACCCCCCCUCCACCCCGACCGCGUCCAAGGAUCCUCAGAUGUCGAGUGCCAAGACACCCGACACGCGAACCCCCCUUCAGCGGCCGUAUACCCGCAGGGUCCCGCUCCCCCGUGCCGGCCGCAGUGUCGUUUCCAUUGGCCGGAUCCUGGUGCCAAAUUCGGAUACUUCUGGGACUGCGUCCCAGCCCCAAUCGCAGGAGCAGGGUCAGUUGCAAUCGCAGUCGCAACUUUCUCAAAUCAUCCCAGAGCCGUCGCAGCCGUCGCAGUCACAGUCUCAGCCUUCUCAGACGUCUCAGGUCAUCCCAGGCCCGUCGCAGAUUCAGCACGGCUCCCACCGAUCUCCCUCACGUGCUCCACCGUCCCAGAACCAUAGCCAGAGCCAGAGCCAGAAUCAUGAAAGUGGGCAGUCGGCGUGCACGCACCAGUCCCUCUCGUACACGUCACAGUCGUCGUACGAGAAGGGCAUGAGCCAGGGACAAAUGCAGACGAGCCGGCCGACGACUCGGUCACAGCUCCGGAACGAGGUUGAGAUUUUGCCCAGUAGCGACGCGCCAAUUGCUCCAAAAAGUGUUACUGAGACUGCCCAUCAAGCUACUCUGGCGGAAGCUCUCGAUCGGUCGCCUGAGCUGAAAACCGGUCGGGCUGCGAGGCGUUCGUCGAAGGGGGUGUUUACUGCUAAAGAGGCACACGGGACUGAGCCGGGGGGCAGAGCCGCUCUGCGGUCUCAGGCCACAAAGCCGACAGAUGGGAACGAUAUUAGUGUAACCGAGGAUGAGGACGCAGACGAUGAGAUGGAUGUUGACGAACUCGAUAUGAGUAGGUCUCCACGUGGCACCCACCCUCUGGCACGAGAGGAGGAAGAGUCGCUUCCCGUGGAAGAGGAGGAAGAGUCGCCAAGCAUUCACUCACUGCCAGUCACCGAGGAGGAUGAAGCGGACGAAGUCGAAGGGAAGAGCAGGCCUCAGCGCAGCCGUGCCCACCCGCUGGCGCAGGAAGAUGAGGAGUCGCAGACCGCGCCUGUGCAGGCUGUUGCAGAAGAGUCACAGACGCACGCGCAGGAGGGCGCGGAAGGAGGCAGGGCGUCGAGUAAUGAGCUCGAUUCGGGCGAUGCCUGGACAAAAGUGGUGGUCGAUGGCCACUCACCAGAGAGAGCAGAGAACACCGCUUCUUCAGAGAAGAAGCGGUCGUCUCGCGUUCGCUCCCCAGGCAGUCGAGAUGUGUCUCCAAAGCCCGCGAAAGCCCGGCGCCCACUCAAACGUCAAGCGACCCACUCCUCUUUGCAUGACGAGGGCUCGGAUGCCCCCCUCCGUCCUUCAAGCCCCGACGUUUUCCUCAGCGAGGCGUCUUUCCACGCCUCCCAGGACAUCCCCCCGAUGAAGCUCACUUCGAGGGGGUCCUUCUCAAAACCACAUCCCGCCCAAGCACCUCGCGCAAGCACUUCGAACUCCGUCGUAGCACAGCCUACACUCUCUAGCGCGGUGAAGACGCCACCUUCUGGCAAGCCGCACGCUCCAGCUGAGACCAUCUAUCAUUACCCUGAAGCUUGGCGUGCGCCUGCCUUCCAGCUACUGCGCACUAAUGGCAAAGGCAAGGAGAGGGAGCAACCUAUACCGAAGGCCGCACUGAGGCAGCCUGCGGCUCGUAGCAAAAGGCCAAUUGAGGUUGUGUCUUCCCCGGAACACCCGCCUCCGAAGAAGCAGAAGUUGUCGGUCACUUCAUUUGCUCCUGCCAGUGCGACGAGCAUGUCAGGUCCGUCAGUGGGAGAUGAAAAGUAUCAUGUGUUCUUGAAAAACCAAAACUUGACAAGUACGACAAGUGCCGACGAGUCCUUCCACCGAGAUCAGAGGCAGGACUCAUCCUCAAAAAUCCAACUAGUCCCGAGCGCGGGAUCGUCAUCUCGGCAAAUUGAGAGGCAAAAUAUGCCCUCGGAAGUCCAGGCCACCGCAGGGUCAGCGACAAACGGAACGGGGAGACAUACGAAUGGAUUAAGUGUAAAGAAGCUGGACUUGCUUCGGACCGCUUCCAUGUCUUCCUCGGCCCCUUCAACGAAACGGAAAAGACCGAACGAUGCGGAGAGGUCUAUGAAGGCGUCCACAUCAAAGCCGGAGGUCCGCACUAUCCAGCAACUUUCCCCGGGUGGCUCUACUUCGCAUGAGAUCAAGCAGGUCGAUUUCUCUUCGACAGAGUCGUCCCGGUCGUUGUCUCGGAAGAGAGACAAAAGGGCGGGGUCGGGAGCUGUCCAGUAUGCCAGCUUCAAACAAGAUAUCCGUCCUCUUGUGCAGGCGGCCAAGGAUGUUUCUGCUCGACAAGUAGCCGAAAACUCCCGAGCGUCGAGCUCAAGAGCCGUGGGUUCAACGUGUGUAAAAAUGGAGCAGGACGACAGUCAGCCUGACGACAGCGGGGAACCUGCAUCUGGUGGCGAAGUGCCAGCGACUCGGAGCUCCUCGGGGCUGCUUGGAGGAUACUUCGUUGACUUCAACAUGGUGCGGGCGAGGGAUGGGCCUCCGUUGGUAACAUGGCGCGAACUGUCGAAUAUUCUACUGCGGACGGGUCGGACAAGAACUCUUGCUCAGCGGAGAAUGUUGGGGGAACAUCCCCGGCCCAAGCAAGGAUGA